This is a messenger RNA of Gorilla gorilla gorilla (western lowland gorilla), 3054 nucleotides long. RefSeq names its product exonuclease 3'-5' domain containing 3 (gene EXD3). The transcript is spliced from 23 exons. Lineage: Eukaryota; Metazoa; Chordata; Mammalia; Primates; Hominidae. The record is from RefSeq and is a predicted model, not a curated record. Gene Ontology annotation, molecular function: 3'-5' exonuclease activity; nucleic acid binding. Gene Ontology annotation, biological process: nucleobase-containing compound metabolic process. The coding region runs from base 206 to 2998 and encodes 930 amino acids.
CCCGGCCGGACUUCCGCCGGGAGCUUUGUGCGCCCGGCUUCCUCGCCCCGCCCGCGCUGGCCUUGGUGCGACGGUUAAAGCCCUCCGGGCCAGCCGCUGCGGUCGGGCCAAGGUUCCGCGCCGGGCGUGGACGGUGUGGGGCUGUCCCGGCCCCGCAGAUCCUCGUUCCUAGCUGCCUGCCAGCGUCCUCGGCCCGGCCCUGAGGAUGGACCCAGGAGAUCCCGCUGGUGACCCUGCCGCUGGCGAGCGCCGCCGCAUGGGCCAGGACCCCCUCCUGCUCCUGCAGGCCCUGCAGACCCUGUGGUCCACACGGGAGCGGCAGCAGCUCCGGGAGGAAGCCUGGCGGGGGUUUGCUGCCUUGGACGACCCCCUGGCUGGGCUUCUGGACAUGCUGGAGAGCUGCCGGGGCCAGCGGGGAGAAGGCCCCUCCCUGGAGGCCUGGAUCUCCCACCAGCUGCAGUGCUGGCUACAGGCACAGCCACGCCCGAGCCUGGCCCAGCACAGCCUGAGGCUGAAGCAGCUGCAGGCCCGAGCGGUCAAAGUCCUCACUGAGAGCCCCCCGAGCCUUGCGGCACCACUGGCCAGCAUCUUCCAGCUGCAGGAUGCAGACAGGAGCUGCCUGCUGGCGCACGUCCACCGCCUCCACCACGAGGGCAGGUUCAGAGAAGCAGCCACGCUGGGCGCGACGUUGAAGCUGCAGUCGGAGCUUGGCAUUGAAAAGAUGAGCGUCCCACUGCUCCUCCAGGACAAGGUGGCCCUCGUGGAGCGCUACGUGGCCGGCUUCCCGGAGCUCCAGAGGAGGCUGCUGGCCCUCAUGGAUUCCUGGUGCCAGCCCGGCUUUGACAUCAAGGACGUUGCCAGACAGUACCCUGAGGUGAGCUCCUUGAGCCUGGAGAAGCUGAGUCCGAAGGUGCUGAGCAGGCAGGUCUUGCGUCUGCAGGAGCGGUACGGCGUAGCCCCAGCGCUGUGUCCCAACGCGGCCAUUCAGCAGCGCCUGGCGGCCCUGCGGCACCUAUGCCACAAGCGGUUUGUGGAGAAGAGCCUGUCCCAGGAGAACUGGACCGACCACGUGCAGGCAGGACAGAUGCUGCAGGCCUCAGGUGGACGGCUGCCCCUCCUCCCCGAGUGCUCACAGCCAGUCUGCAAGGGCCUGGUGGGGCAGAGCCCGUGGCUUCAGGAGCAGCUGUCUCAGCUGCUGGUCUCCCACAGUGACCCAGUCACGGCCGCCCAGUGUGCCAUGGACCUCUUGCUGCCCGAGGAGCGGCUGCCGGCUGCGGUGGCUGUGGAACUCCGCCGGUUCAGGCUCCAGGGGAGGGCGACUGAGGCUGACUCGAGGCUGGAGGUGAAGGACGUGAAGGACCGUUACUACCAGCUGCCCAUCCCCAGGGAGAACGUCCACCUCCUGGCCUCGUGGGAAGACUUGACCAGACACGAGGGUGCACUCCUGCAGCGCCACCAAGUGGUUGGUAUAGACCUGGAGUGGACGCCUGUGUUUGUUGCUGGGGGCCGGCCUCGGCCGUCACUCCUGCAGGUGGCCGUGGAGGGCCACGUGUUCCUUCUGGACGUCCUGGCACUCUCGCAGCCACCAACAGGGCAGGGAGCCCAGGCCUUUUCCCAGCUGGUGGCCCAGCUCCUCUCAGACCCCUCUAUCACCAAGCUGGGCUACGGGAUGGUGGGGGACCUGCAGAAACUGGGCACGUCCUGCCCCGCCCUGGCCCAUGUGGAGAAGAAGAUUCUGGGCGGCAUGGACCUGCUGCUGGUGCACAGACAGAUGCGGGUGGCGAACGUGCCAGCCCCAGGCGUGGACAGGGCCAGGGAGCUGAGGGGCCUGAGCCUCCUGGUGCAGCAGGUGCUGGGCACAGCCCUGGACAAGACGCAGCAGCUGUCCAACUGGGACCGGAGGCCGCUCUGCGAGGAGCAGGUCAUCUACGCAGCUGCCGACGCCUACUGCCUGCUGGAGGUGCACCAAGCCCUGUGCAGAGAGCCCUCCCGCUUCCACCUGUCAGAGGACCUGGCUGGGAGCCGGAGGCCAAGGCACAGAGAGAGACCAGGGGCACAGAAGCCACCCGGCCUGCAGAAAGCGUCAGCACCGGCCCCACCCAGGCAGGUCCCUGUGGCUGUGGCUGUGUCUGAGGGCGCCGCCCCUCAGGUCCCGGCCAGGGCCUUCCGUGUGGUAUGUGACAACAUGCUGCAGGGGCUGGCACGGAGCCUCCGCUGUCUCGGUGUGGAUGCACGCAUGCUGGGCAAUGGUGAAGACCACCGCAGGGCGGCCGAGGUUGCCAGGCAGGAGGGGAGGAUCAUUCUGACGUCGGGGCAGCCAUUCCACAAGCUCCGGGCCCAGGUCGGGGCUGGGCGCUGCCUCUCGGUCGACUGCUCCCUGAAGGCCCAGCAGCAGGCCAAGGCUGUGCUCAAGCAUUUCAACGUGCGCGUCACCCACGCAGACAUCUUCAGCCGCUGCCAGACCCAGAGCUUCGAGGAACGAGCACAGGGCUGGGGUACGGGGCACCCGGAGAAGCCCCGCCUGGGCCUCAGCACCCCCUCUGGCCCCCAGGCCUGUAACUGUGACCAGUACCUAAAGGUCUCCAGGGACAUGAUGAAGCAGCUCAUGUGGCUCAGCAGCCACCAGGAGGGGCCCAGGAGCUCAGGUGACGAGGCCACCCAGAGCCAGGCAGUGCAGGAGCCAGGCCCAGUCCCAGACGCAGCCCCUGAGGGCUGCACCUAUGACCGCCCCUGCCGCUGGCUGCAGAUGGCUGACCUGCGGGCGGAGACACCGGACAUGCUGGCCGACGGCACCCGGCUGCAGCUGGCAGGGGUCCCGGUGGGUGUGCUGAGGACACCCGGGCUGCGGUACUUCUACUGCUGCACGGGCUGUGGAAAGGUCUUCUGGGACGGCUCCCACCUGGGUCGUGUUGCCACCCACUUCCGAGACGUGCUGGAGAGCGCCCCCAGCCCCUGCGAGCCGAGCCCAGCCCCCAGCCCGGCCAGCAGCCCCUUCUGAGGACAGCCAGACAAUAAACAUGGAAAGUGCCCGACUGCUGGGCCCAUGGCCGUGGA